Messenger RNA from Drosophila arizonae, 1844 nucleotides. RefSeq names its product rho guanine nucleotide exchange factor 4-like. The record is from RefSeq and is a predicted model, not a curated record. Gene Ontology annotation, cellular component: cytosol. Lineage: Eukaryota; Metazoa; Arthropoda; Insecta; Diptera; Drosophilidae. Gene Ontology annotation, molecular function: guanyl-nucleotide exchange factor activity.
UUUAGCGAAAGAUUUAUAUUUCAAAUUUAAACUUUCAGAAAUCCAUCAAAAUUUGGUUUUAAAUUGGUCAAAUAUGUAAUAUAGCAACCAGCUGCAAAUGCUUUUGUGCGGAAGCGCUGCAGAGUCUCGUUGCGACUGGUCCGCAAUAGCUGCAGCUAGAUCUGGGGCUAGAGCAGGACCGGGAAAGCAUCACAAUAUUUUAGAGGGAAAAUAGGGUAGCAAAUUAUUCGGUCUUUUACAUUUGAAGAUGUCAGAGGGUCCGGCGGAUGAUUGUAACCUGGCAGCAACCCAAGCGCCUCUUUUCCUUGGUGAAUCGAAGAGCAACAGUGUAAACACCAACGACAGCACGAUGGGCAACAGUAGCAACAAAACACAUAGUGCGCAGCCUGAGGAUAAUGAAUUUAACGCAUUACGGCAGGCAGCGAUUAGAGAAUUGCUGGAAACUGAAAUCAAUUACGUGAAAGUUUUGUCAGUUAUUUGCGAUGGCUUUUUGCCAGCCAUGAGAAGUCAUACAAAUAUCUUCCCAAGAGACAGCAUAGACAUCAUCUUUUCAAAUAUCACAUCCAUAUACAGGUUUCAUCAAGUCUUCUUGGAGGCCCUGCGGAAAGGCGUUGAACAGAAUCAAAUAGCAAAAGUGUUUCUAAGUAUGCAUAAAGGAUUCCUAUGUUAUUCCACGUAUUGUAAUGCCUACACACGAGCUGUAGCAGAGCUUGCAUCUUACCGGGAUGAUAAAGACGCGCGAAUCCUACUUGAGAGUUGUUGCUUGGGUCAACUACCUCUCUCGGCACAUCUGUUGGCGCCCGUCCAGCGCAUCUGCCGCUAUCCACUCCAUUUGAAGAAGUUAAUGAUAGACAGCAGCACAAACGAAACGGGAGCAGAGAGUAAUCAAUUGAACUAUGAACAUGUCGACCUGAUCCAGCAUAAUGUACCUGAUACGCACGCAACCGUUAACAUGGCGCUGCAGAAGAUGCGGGUUGUCAUAGAAGCUGUAAACGAGGGCAGGCGCCACAGCGAGAUCAUUGCAGGGUAUCAGGACAGCUUGCAGAACUUUAAAGGACUUCCCCUUCACCUGUUUAGCACGCGUUUUUUCCUUCAAGCCGACGCCAAACGAUUAAAGCACAAUCUGUGGAACUGCAGAUAUAUCCUGAUCAUUUUCGAUAGACAACUGGUCUAUUGCAAGCGAGAUUUCAUUAAGCGCAGGAACUUUGUCUAUAAGGGUCGCCUGCUUUUGGACUGUUGCACCAUUGUGAACAUGCGAGAUGGCGCCAAAUUCGGUUUGCACACAGUAAAAAAUGCAAUACGUAUCUACUGCAGAUCGCGAAAUAAAUGGUACGACUUUAGUUUUGCGACCACCCUCCGUAAGUAUAUAUUUCUUAAUUCGCUCGCCCUAGAGCGAACAUUUUGUGGCCUAACGUUGAAUGUGUCAGAGAUAAAAAGGAUUGAGUUCAAGGACGAGCAACAAGUCAACGAAUAUUGUGACCUAUUCGAGUGCAAUGCGACCCACUUUCCGAACCAAUCAACUCAUCAUGUUGACAUACGAUCCAAAAGAACAGAACGGAACGAUGAUAUUCCCAGUACCAGCAGUGGAACUGGAAAGGGUAUUUUGGAAAAAUCUGUCAAAUUGCUCCACCGUCUUCCAUUCAUCAGAUGGUUUCGAAAACCAAGUGAUUCCAAUUGCGAUGCCGCCGUGGCGAAUGUGCCACCAAAACAGAUUCAACCGACCCGUAAUUCAAACAUCACGCUUGCCGAAGCAGAGACCGAUAUUUCUUAUGCUUAGUUAUCGUUUUAUACAUUAUUAUUUAUAUACAAUCAGAGAUAUUAUAGUAACCGCAAAAUUUGUACCC